Budorcas taxicolor (takin) is the source of this 1771-nucleotide messenger RNA. RefSeq names its product coiled-coil domain containing 71 (gene CCDC71). The transcript is spliced from 2 exons. The record is from RefSeq and is a predicted model, not a curated record. NCBI's taxonomy places the organism in Eukaryota, Metazoa, Chordata, Mammalia, Artiodactyla, Bovidae. Bases 116 to 1519 code for a protein of 467 amino acids.
GCGGCCAUGUUGGAUCAACGAAGGCGGCGCAGAGGCGCGUCCUGGGUCCCCGCGGCGUCGCCGGUGCCAGGUGCUGAUUUGUGGAUCCCCAGGCAGACCUGCAGUGCCUAAUGCCAUGAGCGUGGUGGUGCAGCAUGUGGAGGAGAAAGCUGUGCACUCCUGGUCACGGAUCUCCACGGCGGGGAAGAAGGCCCUGGAGGAAGCGCUGCUUGUCUUCAACCCCAUGAGCCAGGAUCUCAGUGCCACUGAGGCCCAGCUUGUGGCCUUCCUGCAGGGCCUGCGGGAUGAUGGCUUCCAGCCUACCAUCCUGCGCAGCGGUGAUGUCUAUGGCUAUAGUUCGUGCACAGCCAACCCCCCAAGCCAGACAAAACUUCAGGCUCGUGCUCCUACCCCAGCUGCCACAUCACCUCCAGCCAGUGCUCCCCAAACUGCCAUGCGGCUGCCUGCGGGCCGGGCCACGCUGCUCCCCAUGCCACUGUCUGGCAGGCUGGCCAAAGCGUCCACCACCCCAGGCCUCGCCAAGCAUGCUACCACCAACCUGCUGCUGAGCUCCCUGAAGCAAUCAAGUGCCGGCCGUGCCCAGGGUGCGGCGGUGGGCUUUCCCACCCACCUCUACCCAGGUGUUUACCCUGCCAUGCGACUCUCCGUUGUCCUUGAGGCCCUAGUUCCCCUCAAAACUCCUGUGGCCUGCUUGGGCGCCAAACCCAAGGCGCAGUCACUGCAGCUGUCUCUUGCAGACUCCCCCCUAAAGGUGCGGAAAGGUCCAGGGAAGAGGCUGGGGAAUGCCCAGCUCAAAGCUCCCAGAAAAGCCACAAGCAAGGGCCCUAAGUGUCUGGCUCGAAGAGGCCCCAGGUCUGGACCCCGACAAGGCUCUGGGCACCAGGGCAAGACCUGCAAAAUCACUGGGUCUCUUGGUGGCCCACGAAUGAAAGAUGGUGGUGCUCUGGGCACCAAAGCAGCUCAGGCCAAAGCUGCCCGUGCCCAGGCCCAGGUGGCUCAAACACAGGCCACAGCCACCCAGGCCCGGGCCAAAGCCAAGGCUGUGCAGGCCAGGGCCAAGGCUAAGGCAGCUCGGAUCAAGGCCAGAGCAGCGCGGGCCAGGGCCAAGGCCAAAGCAGUGCAGACCAGGGCCAAGGCCAAGGCCGUGCGGGCCAAGGCCAUCCGAGCCAAGGCAAAGGUGGCUCGGACCCAGCCCAGGGGCAGGGGCAGGCCUAAAGGGUCUGCUCAGGGCAGGACUGCAAGGAGGAGCCGGAAAAGCUGCCCUGAGACUGUGGGGCAGAAGAGGAAAAGGGCCGAGGAAGCAAAGGACCUUCCUCCCCGGAAGAGAACACGGCUUGGGCCCCGACCCCCUAAGGUGCAGCUCGGACCUGGAACGGCAAGGCUGCUGAAGUUCAGGGCCAUCAAGGUGGACAGACUGGCUUCAGACGACGAGGUGCGGCAGCAGGCUCAGCGGGUCCUCCGCGUGAACCUUUCCCCCGUAAUACGACUGCAGCCGUUGCCACCACACUCAGCACCCUGACUCCUUGACACAGUGACUUUUAGGGAAACCAAGCCCUGUUGUGUGUGUGGCCAGCGACACUGUGCAAUGCACAUGGAUUCCACAAGCCCGAGGACUCCGGGUGCCUCUCCAGGACCCUAAGGGCCACUGACCUCCUUGCAGAGACUGGAGGAGGUGGGGCGGACGGGCGGACGGGAGGGGUGGUCUCAUGGCGCAGCGCACUGUGACUUUUUCUUCAAGUUGUAUGUCUACUGUCCACCUAUCACGUUUUAU